ACUGUAUGAGAACGACGUGCAACGUAAAUGGGUCAACCUGUAGCACAUGCAGCUAGUUAAUUAGGUCAAGUGAACGGAUUGGGUCGACAACAACAGUACUAGUACAGGGAACGUACAACGGGUUGGGACAUGGUUUGAUGGUUGCUGGAUGGUCCAUAGCUGUGUAGAGCUUGGUCAGCUGCUGCAGGGAGUAUGAAAAGAUCAGUUGGACAGAUCAAGGCAGUUCUGAAGAGUGAAAGACAGCAGUACAAGACUCGAUGGCAAUUUAGCACAGCACCUUGUCUGCUGCAGCAGUCAGCCAUUUCUGGUCCUGCACCUUCAGCAACAGGAUUCAAUAAUUAUGAAGAGGGAAGACAGAAGUUUCAACUGAUUGUUCCUGAAAAAUAUAAUUUUGCUCGAGAUGUACUUGACCAGUGGUCUAGUAAAGCACAGCACAGCGCCAGGACUGCCCUAUGGUGGGUGGAUGACUAUGGACAGGAGUUCAAGUGGACAUUUAAACACAUGGAAAUACUGUCCAAGAGGUUGGCUAAUGGCAUGUCUGUGAAAUGUCAGUUGAAAGCGGGGGAUAGAGUGAUAGUUAUCUUACCACGGCUACCAGAAUGGUGGGUCAUCAACCUGGCUUGUAUGAGGAUAGGGCUAGUUCUGUGUCCAGGCACAGUGUUGCUGACCCCUAAAGACAUCAUGCAGAGGAUCCAGGCCUCUGGCGCCAAGUGUAUCAUCACUGAUGAGGCAGGUGCAACGGAGGUGCAGAAGAUUGCUAGAGAUUGCCCCACACUGAAGACUAAGGUUGUAGUUGGUGCAGAAAAAAUAAGGCCAGGCUGGUUUGGUCUUAGUCAUUUGAUGGAAGGGGGCAGCACUGAACAUAAGUGUAUAGAUAGUUUGAGUUCCGACCCCAUGACUCUGUUCUUCACCAGUGGCACUACUGGUCUACCCAAAAUGGUGGAACACACUCACGCCAGCUACGGGAUGGCACAUGUUAUCACUGGAAAAUACUGGCUGGACCUGACUCCAGAGGAUAUUCACUGGAACAUGUCAGAUACUGGGUGGGCCAAGUCUGCCUGGAGCAGCCUCUUCGCCCCCUGGAUACAAGGUGCUUGCAUUUUUGCACACCACAGUCCUAGUUUUGAUGCAGAACAAACACUGCGGAUGUUGGAGCAGUAUCCCAUAUCAACAUUUUGUACAGCACCCACAGCAUAUCGUAUGUUUGCCCAGCAAGACUUGAAAGACCGAGAAUUCAAGGCACUGAGACAUUGCCUUAGUGCUGGGGAACCACUGAAUCCAGAGGUGACAGAGGUGUGGGAGGAGCAUACUAAACAUACAAUCAGAGAAGGUUAUGGACAAACUGAAACAGUGCUGCUGUGUGGAAGUUUUAGAUGUCUACAGAACAAACCGGGAUCUAUGGGAAAACCAGCCCCUGGUUAUGACAUCCAGGUAAUUGAUCAGGAAGGGAACGAGUUGGAACCAGGCCAGGAGGGAAACAUUGCUGUGAAAUACAAGCCUGACAGGCCUGUUGGCCUCUUCACUGGGUAUCUGGAUGACGAGGAGCGCACCAGUGCAAGUUUUCAUAGAGACUAUUACUUGACUGGGGACAGAGCUUACUGUGAUGAGGAGGGGUACCUGUGGUUUGUUGGAAGGUCAGAUGAUGUCAUCAUAUCAGCUGGUUACCGUAUUGGACCAUUUGAGGUGGAAAGUGCUCUUAUAGAGCACCCUGCUGUGGUGGAGUCCGCCGUGGUCAGCAGCCCAGAUGAAACUAGAGGAGAGGUGGUAAAAGCAUUUAUUGUUCUCAGUGAAGCAUAUAAAACCAUUGACAAAGAUAACUUAACCAAGGAAUUACAGGAACAUGUGAAAAAGUCAACUGCUCCUUAUAAAUAUCCCAGAAAGGUGGAGUUUGUGGAACAGCUUCCUAAAACUGUGAGUGGCAAAAUCCGAAGAGUGGAGCUAAGGGAAAAAGAACAUUCAAAAGAAAAAUGAGCACCAUCAAUUCAUGACUGAAUAAGUUCUAAAAAUACAAUGAAUAUUUUAAGCAACCACGGAGUGGAAGAGAUGCAUGUUUGUGUUCAGCAAACCCAAUUCAUCAGACAGCUGAGCUUUUUUCUUAUAUAUACUGAUAGAAUAACAAAAGUUCCUGUUAAUAGGGAGAUGUGUCCGAUCAUUAAAAUAUCAGAACUUUCUAUAAAUAGGGAGAGUUAUAGAAAAAAUCUACUCUAGUAAGAUGCAGGUAAAUGACCAGAUUUUGUGCCAGAAAAACAGUAUGAAUGGCAGCAAACAUUCCAUCCACUGGGUUUAUACAGAUUAAUAAACCAGCACAGGACACAAAUUAAUACAUGCUAUUUUUUAAAGCUCAGCUGGAAGAAUUUUAUAUAAUAAUGUAUAAAAAGUUAUAAAAAUGAGGAACUGGUUUUGUAAAGUGAGCUGCAGUUUUUACAGAACAUAUUAAUGCUACACCGAGUACAAAAUCGAGUAUUAAUUUUACUUGAAACUGCAAUAACAUUUGUGUGCAGUCUCAAACCUUUUGUGAGAGAAUAUAGACACAAAGGUGCCAAGAGUGCACCCGAGCACAGGGAGGACACAAGACAACUAUGGUCACAAAUGCCUGAAGAAUGGCAAACCGUUUCAAACCCAUCUUAAUUAUACUUAGUGUAGCAUUCCAGAGAUCCCGUGUGAUGUGGUAACGAACACAGCAGCAAAUGAUCACAGAGUUGCUUUAUAUCGCACAAACAACAAGUACACUUAUUUAAGUUGUUGUUGGAACUGACACAUGCCAAAAUAUAUUUGAUAAAUUUCUUUUGAUGUUCAAUGUUUGAAACCACUUGGCAUCAAUUAGUUGGGUUUAGCAGUAGCAAUUGGACAUGAACUAGCUUCACACGCAUCUUAAAAUUUACCUUUUGCGCUUUUCCCAAAUAGCCCCAUGUUAAAACGCUGAUCAGGAAAACUUGAAGCCUCACAGACAAAAUCUGUGAUCCCCAUUAUCAUUAUACCACACAAAUUAUUUUAUAAAGAUUCUGGAAUUAGGUUUUAAAAAAUUGACAGGAAAAAAAAGUUUUGCUGCAAAUGGUCAGACAGACGA
This is a messenger RNA of Lingula anatina, 3067 nucleotides long. RefSeq names its product acyl-coenzyme A synthetase ACSM3, mitochondrial. Lineage: Eukaryota; Metazoa; Brachiopoda; Lingulata; Lingulida; Lingulidae. Gene Ontology annotation, molecular function: fatty acid ligase activity; fatty-acyl-CoA synthase activity. Gene Ontology annotation, biological process: fatty acid biosynthetic process; acyl-CoA metabolic process. Gene Ontology annotation, cellular component: mitochondrial matrix. The record is from RefSeq and is a predicted model, not a curated record.